Sodiomyces alkalinus F11 is the source of this 627-nucleotide messenger RNA. RefSeq lists its product as hypothetical. The transcript has a single exon. NCBI's taxonomy places the organism in Eukaryota, Fungi, Ascomycota, Sordariomycetes, Glomerellales, Plectosphaerellaceae. The record is from RefSeq and is a predicted model, not a curated record. The coding region runs from base 161 to 529 and encodes 122 amino acids.
AACAAGCAACAAGCAAAGCAAAAAGCAAAAAGUCCCCUAUCCUUGUCGGCAUCGGCAGGGUUGGCAGCCACCCACCGGGAGCCACAAGCCACCGAACCCUUGAACGACAACCACGCAGUCCCCACCCCGAGUGGCUGAUGAUCUUUGCGAUAACAAAGUCAUGGCCACAACUUCUAUGAAUCGCAACAAGUACCUAUUCCAGAGACAUCGACAUCUCUCGCUUCAUCUUCUCUUCAUCCCUCUCGUUAGCUGCCAUGUUUAUGAUGAUGUAAGAAACGCAGAUUUAACCCAAACCUUUCUUCGAAUUCUUGAUAGCUGCCUUUUAGGGAACAGUGAUGGCUACGGUCCGUCACUGUUUAAUCCGGCAUGGAAGCACGGCGAUCCGUGUAGCCUGGAACACGUGGGAGCAUGUGGGGUUGAAUUGAAUUUCCCAGCAAUCAGAAUAUCAACCAGACAAACUGCGAUUGUGGGCUUUUGGGUUGUCGAGAGCGAAGAGAGCGAAGAGAGCGAAGGUUUAGGAAUUCGAUGAAGAUAUCAAAUCGGAUAUGUUGAGUUGUUUAGACAGCAUAUAUGGAUGGUGAACCGCGAAGAGCUGGUACAUACGGGGUAUAGAGCUCAUUACAUGUG